Messenger RNA from Abrus precatorius (Indian licorice), 2664 nucleotides. Its product is annotated as probable methionine--tRNA ligase. Gene Ontology annotation, biological process: methionyl-tRNA aminoacylation. The record is from RefSeq and is a predicted model, not a curated record. Gene Ontology annotation, cellular component: aminoacyl-tRNA synthetase multienzyme complex; cytosol. Bases 233 to 2632 code for a protein of 799 amino acids. Gene Ontology annotation, molecular function: methionine-tRNA ligase activity; tRNA binding; ATP binding. The transcript is spliced from 17 exons. Lineage: Eukaryota; Viridiplantae; Streptophyta; Magnoliopsida; Fabales; Fabaceae.
CCGAAUGUGCUGUGUUAUGUGUCACCCCGCGUGUCUACCAAUUCACACACACGAGUCGGUUUCAUUACAAUAGGCGCCGGCGGCCUCAUUUCCUUUACGCUCUCUCCUUCAUAUUCACAUUCUCAUUCUCACACACACUCCCACUCGCGGUGGUUUUUGCGGCGGCGCUGUUUCAUCUCUCCGGCGAACGAAUAUCCGAACGCCACAAAAUUCUAAUUGGCGAUAAGGUGAAAUGGCGGAGCCGAAGCUUCCAGUGGAAGGAAAACGCAACAUCCUCAUCACCAGUGCCUUGCCUUACGUCAAUAACGUUCCUCAUCUCGGCAACAUCAUUGGAUGUGUGUUGAGUGCCGAUGUGUUUGCUCGGUACUGUCGGCUUCGGGGUUACAAUAUUAUUUACAUCUGCGGUACUGAUGAGUACGGUACAGCAACAGAGACAAAAGCCAUGGAAGAAAAUUGCUCUCCGAAAGAGAUUUGUGACAAAUACUAUGCUAUUCACAAGGAGGUCUAUGAUUGGUUCAAUAUAAGUUUUGAUGAGUUUGGGCGGACCUCAUCCCCUCAACAGACUGAAGUUUGCCAAGCAAUUUUUAAAAAAAUAUAUGAUAAUAAAUGGCUCUCGGAGAACACAAUGCAGCAGCUUUACUGCGAUACAUGUCAAAGGUUCUUAGCUGAUCGACUUGUGGAAGGUACAUGCCCAACUCCUGGCUGUGAGUAUGAUUCUGCCCGAGGAGACCAGUGUGAGAAGUGUGGAAAGCUUCUAAAUCCAACAGAAUUGAAAACUCCCAGGUGCAAGGUUUGUCAAAAAACUCCUCGAAUUCGUGAUACAGACCACUUAUUUCUUGAGCUGCCCCUAUUGAAAGAUAGACUGGAAAAAUACAUCAAUGAGAUGUCUGUGGUUGGUGCAUGGAGUCAGAAUGCUAUCCAAACAACAAAUUCAUGGCUUAGAGAAGGAUUAAAGCCUCGCUGUAUUACCCGGGAUCUAAAGUGGGGGGUUCCUGUUCCACAUGAAAAAUACAGUAACAAGGUUUUCUAUGUUUGGUUCGAUGCACCUAUUGGAUAUGUCUCAAUCACUGCAUGCUACACACGGGAUUGGGAGAAAUGGUGGAAAAACCCUGAGAAUGUGGAGUUGUAUCAAUUUAUGGGCAAGGACAAUGUGCCAUUCCACACUGUGAUGUUUCCAUCUACUUUACUUGGAACAAAUGAAAAUUGGACUUUAAUGAAGACUAUUAGUGUUACCGAAUACUUGAAUUAUGAAGCAGGGAAGUUUUCCAAGAGCAAAGGCAUCGGGGUAUUUGGUAAUGAUGUGAAGGAUACCAGUGUUCCAGUUGAAGUAUGGAGAUAUUAUUUGCUCACAAAUAGGCCCGAGGUAUCAGAUACGUUAUUUACAUGGCCUGACCUGCAAGCAAAAUUAAAUAGUGAGUUGCUGAAUAAUUUGGGCAACUUCAUCAACCGAGUUUUGAGUUUUAUUGCCAAACCUGCAGGUCAAGGAUAUGAUUCCAUUAUUCCCUCUGUUCCUGAUGAUGUAAGUUGUGACUCCCAUGAUCUGACAAAAAAAUUGACUGAUAAAGUUGCUGCAUAUCUGGACCAGUACAUAGAAGCAAUGGAGAAGGUUAAACUAAAGCAAGGAUUGAAAAUUGCAAUGAGCAUAUCUGGUGAGGGAAAUGCAUAUCUGCAGGAAACUGAAUUCUGGCGCCUUUACAAGGAAAAUCGAUCUCUCUGCUCCCUUGUUAUGAAAACUGCAGUUGGGAUUGUAUAUCUUCUUUCUUGUUUAUUGGAACCAUAUAUGCCAUCUUUCACUACUGAGGUAUUUAAGCAGCUAAAUUUGCCUGCGGAGGUACACAUUUCACUUUGUGAUGACAAAGGAGAUGUUGAUAGGGUAAAAAGACCUUGGGAUAUCAUAAGUGCUGGUCAUAAAAUUGGAACACCCAAGCCGCUGUUCAGGGAACUGAAAGAUGAAGAAGUGGAGUUCUACAGGAAGAAGUUUGCUGGAAGUCAAGCUGAUAGGGUUGUUCGUGCGGAGGCUGAAGCUGAAAAAGUUGCUGAGCAACUGAAGAAAACGAAAGUUUCAGAUAGCACUGGAAAGAAAAAAUCAUCAUCAAAAUCAUCAAAUGAAGCCAAAACCAAGGCUGCUGAACUGGAUAUUUCCAUCACAAGGCUUGAUAUACGGGUUGGACUCAUAAAAAAAGCUCAAAAGCAUCCUGAUGCAGAUUCACUAUAUGUGGAAGAGAUUGAUGUGGGUGAAAACCAAACCAGAACUGUUGUUAGUGGGCUUGUCAAAUACAUACCGCUUGAUGAAAUGCAGAAUCGAAAGGUCUGUGUUCUUUGCAACCUAAAGCCAGCAACCAUGAGGGGCAUUAAAUCCCAAGCGAUGGUUCUUGCUGCUUCCAAUGAUGAUCACACCAAGGUUGAGUUGGUUGAGCCUCCCAGUUCUGCUCAAGUUGGAGAAAGAAUUACUUUCCCAGGUUAUGAAGGCAAUCCUGAUGAACUCUUGAACCCAAAAAAGAAAGUUUGGGAGACAUUGCAAGUCGAUCUGCACACUAAUGAGGAACUAGUGGCAUGCUACAAAAAUGUGCCACUCACCACAUCAUCUGGCAUUUGCAAGGUUUCAUCCAUACGCAGUGGAUCAAUAAGGUAGACUAACAUCAAGGUCUGGAGUUCAAGAACAGA